AUGGGAAAGGUUGAAGUUUGGGAACUUCAGGAAAGCUCUUCAGAAAAUCUGUAUUAUGAAGAAAGCCAAGAAAGUUCCUACGUUGAAAGUCAAGAAACACCAGAUGAAGAAAGAGAAAACAGAGCAGUGGACCUAUUCGACAACGAUUAUACAAAAAGAAGACUAAGAAAACACUCGGAUUCUGAGGAUGGAAGACCUAGAGAAAUCGAUUCAAAUGAAAAUACGGAAGAGGAAGAAUCGGAAUUUGAAAGUGAACAUUCAACAAGCAAGGAAUCAUUGUCAGAUAAUGACUACAAAGAAGAAUUGUUCCUUCUUCAAUAUGUUAGACACUAUGGCCAAGAAGUAAAUCAAACCCUUUAUAACUUCGAGUGUCUUCCCAGACAUUGGAAUGGAGUGUUUUAUAUUACAUCAGCGCAUAAUUUAGAGUCUGUGCCUCAAAAUUACUUUUACUAUAUUGAAAUUGGACGUAUCAACCCCAAUGCACAAUCUAGAUAUAGACCAGGAGAAAGAUUGACACUGGGAAAUCCAAUUUUUAUAUGCAAUAAAUUGAAAAUGGAGAUCUCAUAUGGCGAUUUAAAGGACUACUUUGUGAAAAUCGACUUGUGGAAAAAACAUAGACUGAGUUUAAACACACUCCAUGCUACUAGGUUCUUAACAUUUCAGGAUGUAAUAGAAAACAAAUCAAACCUAACACUCGCUUUGGAUAUGCCUGUUCCUGAUGUUACAAAGGAAAGUGAGGGGAAUACCGUUAUCACAGAGGAUAGCGAGAGAAAAAUACCCCUUCAUAAACUUAAUGUAGUAAUGCUUCUGGAGGAAAUUUUUGAUUUCAUGUUUGUAUUUGAGAACUGGUCCUUUACUCCGUCCCCUCAUCUUCCAGAUCAUUUAAAAAAUUCGCCCAAGAAUAUAAAAGUCUCAGUGAUUAGGGAGAUUGGAAAGGGGUGGGAUAGUAAGUGGGCUGGUGUUUCUAACGAUGACUACUGGCCAUCAGCUGGAGUGUUUAAUUACAGAGGAACUAUCCGCCACAUGAAAAUUUCUUAUUUUCAAGUAAAAGUUUAUUGCAUCACUAACAAGAAAUUCUGGAGAAGGACCACAACAUUACUUGGGACAUGCGUUAUGUCACUUAGAUCAGUAAGGGAUUAUCCAUUAGUGAGAGGAGCUGUAAAGAAGCUUGCCAAAGGGGCUGACCAAAUGCAGAGUGGAACAAUCCAAGGAAAUAUAGUGUGUUAUAUGAGCAGUGCAGGCCUGAAACAUUUUUAUGAGAACAAAAAAAGGCCAGCACAACCUAUAUCAGGAUCAUCACUACUUACACACCUUGAUAAGAGUUACAGAUAUUUAGUUAUAAGGUUGGUUAGAUGUGAAAGUUUACCCUCAACUAAUACAGAUACAAACUCGUCAGACCCCAUGGUGAAGGUCAGAUGGGACGGAAUAGUCAACUGUACUCCUACUUUGGAAUGCACAACUAGUCCCGUUUACAACCACAAUAUGUACUUCCCAAUCCAUUUAGUUGACGAAGAGGAAACUAAGAAUAUAUUCCUUAUCAUGAACUGUCUUCCAGUGGAUUUGUUAUCCAAAGGACCUGUUGUCAUGGAAGUCUGGGAUGGGGAUGAUACUUCAACUGAGUUUUUGGGAGGGGUCGAGGUUCCUUUAUCUAAGUUAUUCCUAAAUGGAAUAGAAACUAGGAGAAGUUUGGUUGAUGGUAUUUACAAUGAAGGAUCGAAACAGGGUUUGGAUGAUGAAGACGGUCAUGAAGUGGGUGAACCUGUUUUAUAUUCUGGGUUUUCUAACGAUGUUAACGUGGAACAUCUUACUCCAGUUUAUAGGGAUACACUGACUCUAACUGGAUAUACAGUACCACAUAGAGGAUCCAAGCCCACAAUUACCUUUGAAAUGUAUAUACUCCCUCCCAUGCCCCAAGGUUUAACAGUUCCAAACGAUCAGAAGAGACAAGUUAAAUCUGAUACUUACAGGGAUUUGGCUAGACGUUGGGAUAAGGAAUUUGAAACUUGGCAGAAGAUGUACAAGGAUCAAACCUUAUCCAACUUUCCCCAGAGACGUUUUUUAACAACUACUACAAACAAUGCUCUUAAAAUGGAAAUCUCGCCAACUGAAGUGAUUAUUCUUUCAUGUUUUGUUACUCCUAUACAAAUCCCCUCUCAAUUAUCAAGACCAGGAACAUUGAUGCAUUGGAUUUCAAACUUUGCACUUAAGGAAGAUUCGAUUGACACAGUUGGAGAAUUGAGAAAAAUUGAUAAUUGGCAAACCCCCUCAAGGUUUCUUACAACCAGGAAGGGAGGCCUUCAUGAUAGAGCUGUUUUACUCUGUAGUUGUCUGCUUGGAAUUAAUUUCGACGCAUACGUCUGUAAGGGAACCAUAAAAAAUGGAACUGUUGAGCACUGUUGGGUCAUGACCAGGCACUCUGAUUCAACUGUGUCCUUUUGGGAAACUGGAAACAAGAAAAUUUGGCACCUUCCUAAGAGGUGGAGAGUUUCCAAACAAGACUCCGACUGUUAUGAAGAUUUAAAUGUUACCUCGGGACCCAUUUUAGAUAACUAUAAAAAUAUUACAUUCGAACCCUCCUCAAACCUACAGCAAUUACAAGUUCCAAAUAAAAAUGUUCAUGGACUUACAAAGUAUGAAAUGUACGGAAAUGAUUAUGUCCCUGAUCAAAAGGUGGACUUGGAUGCCUUGCUCCACAAACACGACGAAGUUAACUUUGAUACCUCCUCCUUAAGAGAUAACUUGAGUAAAACACUCCUUGAUAAUCCCCAAAGAAAACAGCAAUUUGCAAAAACUGUGAAACAAUUAAAUCCGAAACAGGAUCUAAUUAUACCCUUUGAGACUUUGGUUCACUUGCCUUAUUCUUCCAUUGAAACUGUAUUCAAUAACAAACAACUUUGGGGAAAUAUACAAAACCAUCACCCCUCUUGCAUUUUAUACGAUUUGGAAGAUCCACUUCAGUGGAAACCAUUUCUCAAAGUUCCAUUACAAGACGAAUUAUCGCAGUACAUACAAAUCACUCCCCCUCCAACCAUGAACAAAUGCAUUGAGACAUCUAAUGAUAUAUCUAAUGAUAUUUGUGACAUGAUUGAAGUCAUGAGGGCCCAUAGAGGUUUAAAGUGCUCAAUUUCGAAAGAAGAUGAAAUGAAAGAAAAGCUCGGGAAUUUUCUAGAUUUAAUGGAAUAUAGAGAGUCACUCGACCCUCAAUUCGAUCCAGGAAUGCCUAUUCACCUUUUGGGUUGGAGUAACAGAAAGAAGUUGAAGAAGUUAAGUAAGACUAGAAAUGUCCAGGAAGUGGUAAAUAAUAUGAAAAAAUCAACUAAACAACCUCAAUUUGAUUCAUAUUAUUCAACAGAAUCUACAGAUGUAUCCCCUAAACCCCAAUCAGUUAACCAACAAGUCAAUGAACAAAGUGAAAAGGUUUCUGAAAAAUCACAGAAAUCAGCUAGGGAUUUAGAAUCUGGAGUUAAUCCUGAACAGCCACCUGUUGAGGCGGAACAAAAUGCUGAUAAUGAAAAUCCUGAAGUAAAUACAGAACCAGAAAGGCGUAAAAAAACUACUUCUCGAGGUCGAAAAAGAAGACAUAGCAGGCGUGAAAAGAGAACAAAGCCGUUGGAGAAAAGGACUGUUGAGGACCCAAAACAUCAAAGCCUAAUUAGAUAUAGGGGAACCAGGUUAAAUUUGGAGAAAAAAGUAAAUUUGGUCAAAAAUGGAUUUGAAAUCAGUUUAAAGAAAAAAUCCAAGCCUAAAAAUGUUAAAAACCUGAAACAACCAAAGAUACACAAAAGUUUCUAUGAUGUUACUCAUGUUGAAGUUCCUGAAUUUCAAAUCUGUUCCAGAUUUAACCCUAUAAAUACUCCUUCAAGUUCUGGAGUUUCUAGAACUCCCAUGUCUGAUUUAUCAGUGGCAAGUCUUGAAAAAUUCUCAUUCAACAAACACUCUGAUAUAAUUCAUUCUGCUGUUCACAGAAUGAGGGUUUCUAUUCAGGAAAAGUCUCGUAACCAUAAUCUUGGUAGAAGAGAAGAUUCUAAAAAUGUCAAGCUUACAAAUUAUAUGAACCAGCAAAAUUAUUUGGUAAAGAAUAGAAAGUCGUUCCUUAAAAAGUUAAGGACUGCUGUUAAUAAGCGUGGCUCUAGAUUUGAAAGAAAUCCCAGAUUCAUUGAGGACAUGAAUCUAGUGGUUCAAAUGCCAGAGUUCCGAAAGGAAUAUAUGUAUGCAGACUACAAUAUUCCUUACGAGUUCACUAUACACAAGUCUGUUGAGACUUCUAAUUGGAACCAUUACUACCAUUAUGAGGCUCUUUUUUAUUCUUGGCAGAAGAAUAUACCAGUAAUGGCAAACCACACUUUUGUAGGAAUUCCUAUCCACUUUUCAACGAGUGAUGUUAAUGAGAUUAGGAGACUCUUGUGUUGUAACAAAAGAUUCAAGAAACUGUUUGUCAACAAGUUGGACGAUUUGGUUUAUGUUAUUUGUUGUAAAGUUUAUCCAUUCUUGGGUAACCUCUUUUCAACCUGGGUCUUUAUAGGAUGCCAUGUCCCGUGGAGAAUGUAA
Molecule: messenger RNA, 4548 nt
Organism: Theileria annulata
Lineage: Eukaryota; Apicomplexa; Aconoidasida; Piroplasmida; Theileriidae
Exons: 6
Coding region: 1-4548 (1515 amino acids)
Source: RefSeq, a predicted model, not a curated record